AUGGAUAAUGAACGCGAGUGUUGGAAUGCGACCGUGCCCUCAUUCGAGGGCCUCACCCUCGACGAGGCGGGACAGCACGUACUCGCCCAGAUCGGUAUCAAACUAGAGCCACUCCCCGAGAUAGAGAAAGGACUGGACGAAGCCCGAGAAGAGGAUGUGGAGGAUCUGAUGCCGGCCCUAAACUGCGCUAUCGUCUGCCUUGCAAAUCAGCUCGAAGACUUACGGCUGAACCGAAGCAAGAUGAACUCAUCGUGGCUCGCUAAAUUCCUCGACUACAACAAGAACCUCAGCACUCUCCACUACACCACCCGGCAUCAAGAGUGGAUGCACGACCUCUGCGAUUAUUGGGACCCGUCAACAAUCGAUCACUUCAGCAUGAACCAAGCCAUUCGUGUCGGGAGGCGGCAACUAAAACAGCUAUAUCUGGGGAGCGUAGCUCUCCCCAUUGACGAAGGCUUGAAUGAACAUGCAAGCGUGGAAACCCUUGUGGUUCUGCCAUUUACCCUGUUAGAACGUCUGUCCAUCGAUCUUCGGUGGCUGAUGCCUCCUACCAGAGAUAGCGGCGAUGGCCGCGAUGUUGAGGAUGAUCUUUCGGGUUUCCCACCGGCAUUACUACUCCCGUCGAGCCUCCAAGAGCUGGAAUUGACCGAGACUUGGAGCUCUGCUGACCUGGAGCGUUUUAGGGUUGAUGUUGUAACGGAAGUGAGAUGCACCAUGUGGAUACAGAUGGCACUAUACACCUUGCUUACAGGCGAUCCAAACCUGUGGCCAUCAUUAGCCUUUCGGGAAAGGCUACCUCACUUGCGCAAGGUGACUUUCAGUGCCCGUUGGCCCCGCCAUGACAAGGAAACCAUGUAUGCCCGUCUUGAGGACUUAGACGACGUCAACGAACUGCCACCCACGUCGGACGAGGCCAUCAAGAGAAUCAAGGAGCUAUUCAUGAGACUGGGAGUGGAAUUCGUCUGGAAGUGGCAGGAAUUCAACAUGCGAGCUAUGUAG
This is a messenger RNA of Anthostomella pinea, 999 nucleotides long. The record is from the annotation of a GenBank genome assembly. Lineage: Eukaryota; Fungi; Ascomycota; Sordariomycetes; Xylariales; Xylariaceae.